This is a messenger RNA of Drosophila elegans, 3034 nucleotides long. Its product is annotated as endoplasmic reticulum metallopeptidase 1. Gene Ontology annotation, molecular function: metalloexopeptidase activity. NCBI's taxonomy places the organism in Eukaryota, Metazoa, Arthropoda, Insecta, Diptera, Drosophilidae. The record is from RefSeq and is a predicted model, not a curated record. Gene Ontology annotation, biological process: proteolysis.
UUCUCGACACACAUAUCUAACGGGCGGUAUUCGGAUGCCACGAUAUAAAAAUUAAAGAAGAUUGCCGGAGACUUUGACUCCAAAAGAUUAUAAGCUAUAUACUAUAAAUGCACCAUAAAUAUACUGGGACAUGGAGGUUCCGUGUUGGAUAGCAAUCUCAUACCGGCCUUAAAAAGGUUUAAAAAUGAUAAGCUUGUUUGAGGUUUGCUCAGUCGCGUGCGUUUCUUCGUUGUGAUUUGAUGCUGGUUGCGGUAGAGAAUUAAUAUUAUGGAACAAAAGAAUGGAGGCUUUAAGGAGGAUACGUCUUCGGAACAUUCGGAACCGUCGACAGGAUAUAAUGAAAAGAAUACCCUGCAAUUGGUUACCGAGCCAGCGGAUCCUGAAGAGGGUUUAAGCAACGAAAUCUUAAUCGACUCGAGGGAGAAGAAAAGUUCAUCAAAGCAACUGCCUUGGUACUAUUCUCCUGUGUACUUGCUCUUUUGGGUCGGACUGUUCUUCGCAGUGAGCUAUCCGCUUUUCUAUUACCUGCCAACUGGAGUGAAGAUCGAGGAGGAAUCCGACUUGCCACACACUUUUGUGGCCGAACGCGCGGAAAGCAUACUGAUCAAACUCGAUGCAAUGGGUCCGAAGAUAGCCGGGGAUUACGUGACCGAGGUGCUCAUGGUGGAGUUUCUUCUAAACGAGAUAUCAAAAGUUCGUGAGGCGAUGCGAGACGAUCUCUAUGAGAUGGAGGUGGACGUACAGCACUCCAGUGGUGCCUUUCUCCACUGGCAAAUGAUCAAUAUGUACCAGGGCAUUCAAAACGUGGUGGUGAAGCUGAGUUCCAAGAGUUCUAACAGUAGUUCCUAUCUAUUGGUGAACAGUCAUUACGACUCAAAGCCCAGCAGUGUGGGCACUGGCGAUGCGGAACUCAUGGUGGUCACCAUGCUCGAGACGCUCCGUUUAAUGGCCACUUCCGAGGAGACCUUCUUGCACCCCAUUGUAUUCCUGUUCAAUGGCGCCGAAGAGCAGCCCUUCCAUGGAUCGCAUUCGUUUAUAUCCAACCAUCGCUGGUCUGCCAACUGCAAAGCGUUAGUCAACUUGGAUUCGGCAGGUGCCGGCGGACGUGAAAUUCUCUUCCAGGGGGGUCCCAAUCAUCCGUGGCUAAUGAAGCAAUACAAAAAGAGUGCCAAGCAUCCGUUUGCCACCACCAUGGCCGAGGAAAUCUUUCAGGCUGAUCUGAUACCAUCGGACACAGAUUUCCGCAUUUUCCGAGACUUUGGACCGGUGCCAGGUCUGGACAUGGCUGGUUGCUACAACGGCUUUGUCUAUCACACAAAGUUCGAUCGCAUAAAAGUGAUUUCCAGAGAUUCACUGCAAAACACUGGUGACAAUGUGCUUUCUCUGGUUCGCAGUAUAUCCAAUGCCGAGGAAAUGUAUGAUACUGAGGCUUACUCAGAGGGUCACUCGGUUUUCUUUGACUAUCUGGGCCUUUUCUUCGUUUACUACACGGAGUCAACGGCUCUAAACAUCUCAUUCUCCCUGGGAGCCAUCCUGGUUAUUUGCCUUUCCCUUUGGCGCAUGGCGAAGGUCACGGAUCGGAGAGUGGGCACCUAUGCCCGGGCCUUUGGCUUGCAGUUCCUCCUGGCUCUUCUGGGAUUUCUGCUAGCCCUCGGCUUUCCCCUGCUGAUGUCUGUGUUCUACGAUGCCGGAGACCGCACGAUGACCUACUUCAGCAACAGUUGGUUGGUCAUUGGUCUCUUCAUCUGCCCCUCAAUUAUAGGUCUAGUCUUGCCUCCGACUCUUUACUUGUCGCUGCGACCACAUGAGAAGAUACCGCACACCUAUCACCUUCAAAUUGUGGGACACGCCUACUGCGUUCUGAUGGCAGUACUUUGCAUUCUACUCACGGCUGUUGGCAUUCGCACGGCCUAUCUCUUUAUGAUGUGUGUGUUUUUCUACUUGGGAGCUCUAAUCAUCAACCUGGCUACGCGUCUCCAUGACAAAGGUUAUCUCUGGGCUGUGGUGCUCUGUCUUUGCCAGAUUCCUCCCUAUCUCUACUUCACCUACCUGUUUAAUGCUCUUCUGGUCAUCACCAUUCCGAUGACGAGCAGGAAGGGCAUGGAUGCCAACCCCGAUUUGUUGAUCUCUAUUGUGUGUGCUCUGGGUUCAAUUCUGGCAAUGGCCUUCCUGGCUCCACUGCUGAAUAUCUUCAAGCGACCUAAGAGCAUGGUUGGUGGACUGGCCCUAGUGAUGUUUGUCUUUUGCAUGAUAUCUGUGUCGGAGGUGGGCUUUCCCUAUCGCGCCGAAACAAAUGUGAUGCGUCUACACUUUCUGGAGGUACAUCGCAAGUUCUACGAGUACGAUGGAUCUCUCAGUCUGGAGGACAGCGGAUAUUACUUUGAUUUGCAGGACAGACGUCUAGAGGCUCCGCUUCUGGACAAGAUCAACCUCACUGGGUUCACACGCCUGGAUGAGCAGUGCAAAACGCAGAUGAAGUGCGGCAUGCCGUGCUUCAACCAUCGUUGGUGUUUGGCCGUGAAAGAUGCCCGUUGGCUGCCCCGUGAUGAGCCCGUCGAUUUGCCCGGUUCUCCGGUUUUGCAGCUUGUGAACAAGACAGUUUCGGGCACUCAAUCCGAUCCAAAGGUUCGGCUUGACUUUAUAGUGUCAUCGGGUCCACCGAGGAUGAGUUUCUUCGUUCAACCGCUGAAGGGGGUCAAGAUGCUGAACUGGUCCUUCCUCAAGGGAAUGCUGGACAACCCAUCAGUCUAUAAGCCUCCCUAUCAUGUGUUCUUUGGCUACGGCAGCGAUAACUCGCCUGUUGAAAUCUUUUUCGAGAUGACGAAGGAAGACGGCAACUUCGAAGUGCCGCUGGUGGAGUUCGGUAUCUCCGGGCACUAUAUGAGUCACUUAAGUAAACGGGAUGCCACGACUCAGAAAUUUAUUGAGGAUCUACCGGACUUUGCUCACCCCAUGGAGUGGCCUAGUUCCUAUGAACGCUAUAUCUUCUGAGAAUAACAAAUAGUGUUCAUAGUAAUACUAAGAUUUGAUACAA